UCGUCCAUGUAUUUACGGACGAAAACUUGACUUGGUUGUUUAUUGAGUUUCAACGUUUCAAGCUUUGAAAAUUAGAGAACGGGGAAGACAAUUCUUCUAUGAUUUAGAGUGAAAUUAUAAUUCUUCCAUCACCAAAUCAAACAGGAUUUAUUCGAAGAACAAUUGCUUUUUGCAAAGAUAAUCAAGAAUAUGGAGAUGCGUAACUUGGAAUUAAGUCAUUUGUUUAGUACAUUUGAAUAUAUGCUUCACAAUGUAAAACUCCGAUACAUGGACGGGCAAACAAUAAUGAUUCAUGAUGAUUAAUCGGCUGGACAAGCAAUGAUCAAGGUUGAAUUAUAUUUGCUGUUUCCUAAUGCACACAAUAUGUUUGAUAAUUUGUGUCACUGAGAGAAUUGAGAAAUAAGACUGCCUGUGUGCAAUUAGUCAAAGCCAUGGAUAGUUUGUGCAAAUUCGCAUUGACCAUGGUGCAAAACUAAUUGAAUUUUCGUCAAAUGGAUGUAGGAAUCAAGUCAAAAUGUCAAAUGUAGGGUUGGUUUCAAGGGGUGAUCAGAAUUGCCAAAAUAAGAGUUUAUAGAGAGAAGAGGUCUCAAAACACGAUGGUGAAUCUUUUUUUGGGGUGGCUUUAUAAUGGGGUCCGUCUGAUAUCUUAUCUUUGAAGUAUACUGGUUGGGGGGAGGUUCCACUCAGGUGAGGAUUUGACCCCGGUUUGGGCCCAAGAAGUUGUAUUGUUGGCCACUGCACUGGUAACUUUUCUUCAUAGACGAUGGCGCAUUAUCGUACUACAACAACAUUCCAUUACUCAAAUGCUACUAAGUAACUGACUCCCACUUAGGGCAGAGUUUAGAGGCAGGAUGUAUGCGAGCUUAACUUAAGACUUCUAUUGUGAUGCACAAACAUUCUAAAGCUAAAGGUUCUCUGAAUUCUUUCACCAUGGACCACAUCAUUUGUUUCUAAAGGGAUGAAAGUAGUAGAGAAACUCCUUAGUGAGUGCUAUGUGAUGACAUAGUUAAUCUGUGGAACAAAAACCAUUUCUUCAUUGAAGCAACUGAUGAAGCCCCUUAAUUACUCAUUGUGCUCUUGCUUCUUUACUAGGGUUUGGGUUGUCUUUAUGAAUUCACUAAUGAAGUGUUCAAAAAAAUCUCUUCUUCAGAUCAUCAAAAUCACCGACGCACUCAAUUGGGAAUGUCUGGUAUAAGCGUGUGCAAUGUCCAUAAGGUUGACCGGGAAGUGUCUCAGGUGACCACAUUGAUAGCUAUAGUUCCAUACAAUAACAUUCUGUUACGCAACUUUUACCUUAGUGAUAACAAAGAGUUUGUUACCAAUUGGCCUUUGAUACAUCAUCUGUAACUUCACAUAUAUAAGUGCAAUGAUAUGAUGAACCAUUUUGAUAUGGUACAUUAUAAUCCGAAACUAGAUACUAUAUCACCCAACCUAUUCAACUGUCUUCCAAACUUUGAGACUGCAUCAACGAUAUCCCAGAAAAUAGAGCUCUAACAAAACAGAGAUGGCAGACCCAACUCUACUGUUCCAAGUCAACAUAUACACUUUGAUUGAGCAAAGGAAAGUUUCAAUUCUUAACAUACUUGAGUAUCUAAUCUUUGGUUAGUCAAUUUUGAUCAGGCCUGGGAUGCAUUGGUGAUUGACCUCUUCCUGAAGAAUUGAAAUUUUCCAUUUGAUGAUUUAAAGAAGAAGAAUUUUGAGCAGCCUAAAAGCCGGACAAGGUUUUUGUGUUGAAGUUUCAAUAAGACUACCACCUCAUUCAUGAAUUUAUGCAGGCCUUGUCUGGAUGAUCUUGAUAGUCUUUUAACCGCUAUUUCUUUUCCAAAUGAACCACACUUUCAAUAAAACUCGCAUUCAGAUCCUAACGAUUGCCACGAAACGUUCCACUUCCUGUUAGCACCAUCCCAGUUUUUUAGGAACACAUUUCCAUCAUAAUUCAGCACAUAAUUAGCCAAUAUUGACUGAUUUGCCACAGAGAAUAAGAAAUCAAAGGUACCUUCAUUGUCAUUAUUCAUAAACCAAAAUUCAUUACCAGCCCCUGCAGAAACCGAAGGCACACCAAGGAAAUGAGAACCAUUCCAUGGACCAGAUCGCCAAUACGGUUUAUCAUCGUACUGAGUGACAAAAUCCGGAAGUGCACCAGCAAUAAGAAUAAGCUUAAACCUUCCACUAGACGGGUCUGAAGUGUUCUUCCAUGACCGUAAUACUGCUUUCUCUUCCAUUUGUUGAUCAAUCACGAGCCUCAUUGGCAAUAACACGUUUGUGAGCUGAUCAAAACUCUGCCAUACGACAGUCCUGCUAGAACCCGAAAGCAACACCAAGUUCCCCGUGUCAAAUAAGACACAUUCGAUGACCACCACUGCCAGCAUCACAACCACCAAAUUCCUUAGAGACCCAGGAACUUUAGCAUCUAACAAUGCCGUUUUUAAAAUGGGGUUUUUCAGUCCCGCCAAUUCGACCAAUCGCUACUUUGGAAUCUGGUAUGAUCUUAAGGAGUUUGAUGCAACAGAUGUUGUAUGGGUAGCCAACAGCAACAACCCUAUAAAGGACUCUUCUGGGUUUCUUAAAGUUUCCAAUAACGGAAACCUUCAACUUUUGAAUGAACAAAACGUUCUAUUUUGGUCAACAAACACAUCUCAUCAGACAAACAAUUCAUUAGUUGCUCAUCUUUUAGACACUGGAAACCUUGUUUUAGUUUCAACAUCUACUAGCAUGAUAAUCUGGCAGAGUUUUGAGCAUCUGACUAACUCAUUUUUAUCACAAAUGACAAUCUCCAUCAACAAAGACAAUAUCCAUGAGAAGUCAACUGUACUAAGAUCCUGGAAGAAUGCUUCUGAUCCAUCAGAUGGAUAUUUUACUCUUGGAAUUAUUCCUAACACACUUCUAGAAUUUUCCAUUUGGGAUGCUAAUAAACGUUACUGGAGAUCAGGUCCAUGGAAUGGUAACUUGUUUAUUGGAGUACCAUCUUUAACAGCUGAAGCUACGUUUGGAUUUCGUAUUAUACAGAAUGUGAUUGAAGGAACAGUUGAGAUCUUGUUCUCUGUAACAGAUGAUACAUUGAUCAUAUACUUUUUCUUGAAUUAUGACGGCAAUAUAUUGUUGAAAAACUUGGAAGAUGAUAAGUCUAAAUGGAAAAUUUGGUGGCAAUCCUUUCAAUCUGAGUGUGAUGUUUAUGGUAAAUGUGGUGCCUUUGGAAGAUGUAAUCCAAAGGAUUCACCAAUCUGUAAGUGUAUCAAAGGAUUUGAGCCGAAAAACAUAGAUGAAUGGAGGCAAGGGAAUUGGACUAAUGGGUGUACACGAAGAACACGAUUGCAAUGCAGCAGUGAUAACAAUGGUAAAAAUACAAGAGACAAAUUAGAUGGGUUUUUACUGCUGAAGGAUACAAAAGUGCCUGAUUAUGCUGAAUUUUUAUUAGUUGAUGAUGAAAAUCAAUGUAAAAUGAAGUGUUUGGGACAUUGUUCAUGUUUAGCUUAUGCAUAUCCCAAGGGUAUUGGGUGCAUGAUAUGGAAUGGAAGUCUAAUUGACUUGCAAGAACUUUCUCCAGAUGGUACUGAUAUUUUUAUUCGUUUAGCUCAUUCUGAACUUGGAGAAAGAAAUUCAAGAAUUCUGUUUAUAGCCAUACCAGUUACCGUCAUUGCAACCUUUUUCUUUGGCUACUAUCUGUGGAGGUGGAUGCGUCGACGAAAUGAUAGGAAAUCUUCAAAACAGGAGAUGUAUUCUCUUGAUUCUGUGCUAAAUUCAAUUAAUCAUAAAAAUUUAGCAUUGUUUAAAUUUAAGCAAUUGGAAAUUGCUACUAAUGGCUUCACACUUGAGAAUAAACUUGGACAAGGUGGUUUUGGUCCUGUGUACAAGGGAAUACUAGAAGGUGGUCAAGGUAUAGCCGUGAAAAGACUUUCGAGUGCAUCUGGACAAGGUCUACAAGAAUUUAUGAACGAAGUACUUGUGAUUUCGAAACUUCAACACAAAAAUCUUGUGAAACUCUUGGGUUGCUGUGUAGAACGAGAAGAGAAAAUACUAGUAUAUGAAUUCAUGCCGAAUAAGAGUUUAGAUGCUCUUCUCUUUGAUUCAAACAAUCAGAAACAACUAGACUGGAAGACACGCUUCAAUAUCAUCAAUGGAAUUUGUCGAGGUCUCCUCUAUCUACACAGAGAUUCUAGAUUGAAGAUUAUUCAUAGAGAUCUUAAAGCAAGUAAUAUUUUGCUUGAUGAAGAUCUCAAUCCAAAGAUAUCAGACUUUGGUAUGGCAAGGAUAUUUGGGACAAAACAGGAUCAAGCUAACACCUUGAGGGUAGUCGGCACCUAUGGCUACAUGUCUCCUGAGUAUGCAAUGGGAGGCCGUUUUUCUGAGAAAUCAGAUAUAUUUAGUCUUGGAGUGCUACUAUUAGAAAUUAUCAGCGGAAGGAAAAACCGAAUAGUUUUGGAAUAUGAGCCUUGUGGCCUCCUAAUUCAUGCAUGGAAAUUAUGGAAGGAGAACAACAUGCUUUCAUUGAUUGAUUCAACUGUUCUUGACGCUUGUUUUCAAGAUGAAAUUCUGAAGUGCAUACAAUUGGGAUUACUUUGCGUUCAAGAAUUUCCCGAAGAUAGGCCCACAAUUUCAGCAUUGAUUACAAUGCUUGAUGUCACUGACAUUACGGAUCUUCCACACCCGAAACAACCCGGAUUUACUCAAAGGCAGGCGUGUGCUUCUGAUGGGUUACCCCAUCAUGGCGAAGAACAUUUUACUUUGAAUCAUCUUUCUUUUACUGAUGUACUAGUGGAACAAUCAUGUGGCAGAGUUUUUAUCAUCCCACGAAUUCACUUUUGCCACAAAGGCUUUUGAUUUACAAGGAUAUGAAUGAGAAUCCAGUACUGCGGUCAUGGAAGGGUGCUUCAAAUCCGUCAAGUGGACGCUUUACACUUAAACUUAUUCCUGGCACACUUCUGGAAUUUCUUACUGAGUAUGAUGAUAAACCGUACUGGCGAUCUGGCCCAUGGCAAGGUAAUGGUUUUAAUGGAGUGCCUGAUUUACAUGCUGGGGCUGGGAAUGGGUUUAGCUUUUUGAAUGAAAAUUAUGAGGGCACUCUUACCUUUCUAUUCCUUGUGCCAAAUCAGUUAUUGAUGGCGCAUUAUGUGUUGAAUUAUGAUGGAAAUGUGCUCUCGAAACACUGGGAUGAUGGUAGUCGAAAGUGGGUUAUUAAUAAGCAAUCAAUGCGAUCUGAUUGUGAGCUUUAUGGCAAGUGUGGUCCUUUUGGAUUUUGUAAUGCAAAGGAUUCUCCUUUAUGUAGUUGCUUGAUUGGGUUUGAGCCAAAGAACAUCACUGAAUGGAGUAUUGGAAAUUGGACGAGUGGUUGUGUACGAAGGACGCCGUUGCAAUGUUACAGUACUAGAGGCGAAGUAGACGGCUUUUAAAGGCUUAAGCGCAUGAAAGUGCCAGACCAUGGUACUUGGUUGCUCACAAAUAAUGAAGAUGAUUGUAAGAGGACAUGCUUGCAAAAUUGUUCGUGUUUAGCUUUUGCGUAUCCUUCAGGUAUUCGGUGCAUAGUAUGGAACGGAAGCCUAAUAGACAUACAACAAUUUUCUGUUGAUAGUGCUGAUCUUUUCAUUCGUUUGGCUCAUUUCGAGCUAAGCGAUCUCUUUGAUUGAAUUAUUCAUUUUCUUUUCUAAUAUAUAUCUUUGUAUCGAGAGUUCUUUUCAUUUUGUGCCUAUUUUCCUUUCUCAAUAGUUUUGAAUUGUAUGUACGGUAAGUAGACUCAUUAAAUUAUUUGUAAUUUUUAUUUAUGUAAAGCUACAAAAAAUGUGUUAUAAAGGGUCAUCGAAAUAAAUCACUUUGUUUUUGCAAGGAACAGUUGUGUUACUUGUGUACAUCCGACCCCCUAACCUGCCCAGGCGGGAACUAAUUAAUCGAUGACACUGGGAUAAUGAAAUGUUGUUGAGACUUCAUUUAAUGUUUUCCCAUUUUGUAGGUGAAACUAGCAAGCCGAAAAUAAUCGUUGCAGUAGUAGCUAUUGUCGCUGCUAUAUUUGUUGUGUUCGUGUACUACUGUGGAAGUUGAUUCGCCGACAAAAUGCAGGCAUGAAAGCCGCAAACAAGGCACAACAGCUGGUCGACUACAGUUUGGAUCAAGCUGUUUCCAAAGAUUUAGUAUUAUUUGAAUUUAAAAAGCUGGAAGUUGCAACCAGUGACUUUUUAGCAAUCAAUAAGCUAGGGCAAGGUGGUUUUGGUCCGGUGUACAAGAAGAUGGGCAAGAGAUUGCCAUCAAAAGACUUUCACGAGCUUCAGGACAAGAUAUAGAAGAAUUUAUGAACGAGUUGCUCGUGAUCUCGAAACUUCAGCACAAAAAUCUUGUCAGAUUGUUGGGCUGCUGUGUAGAAG
Messenger RNA from Amaranthus tricolor (Joseph's coat), 6350 nucleotides. Its product is annotated as G-type lectin S-receptor-like serine/threonine-protein kinase At1g11300. The record is from RefSeq and is a predicted model, not a curated record. Gene Ontology annotation, biological process: protein phosphorylation; recognition of pollen. Lineage: Eukaryota; Viridiplantae; Streptophyta; Magnoliopsida; Caryophyllales; Amaranthaceae. The transcript is spliced from 16 exons. Gene Ontology annotation, molecular function: protein serine/threonine kinase activity; ATP binding. Bases 2350 to 4818 code for a protein of 822 amino acids.